This is a messenger RNA of Tripterygium wilfordii, 2096 nucleotides long. Its product is annotated as indole-3-acetic acid-amido synthetase GH3.17-like. The transcript has 4 exons. Gene Ontology annotation, molecular function: acid-amino acid ligase activity. The coding region runs from base 174 to 2009 and encodes 611 amino acids. The record is from RefSeq and is a predicted model, not a curated record. Gene Ontology annotation, cellular component: cytoplasm. Lineage: Eukaryota; Viridiplantae; Streptophyta; Magnoliopsida; Celastrales; Celastraceae.
GGGUUUUGUGUUUGGAGUGUUGAAUAUGACAUUAGUUCUUGCAAUAUGUCCUUCAAUAAUGUUCUUUAGGAAUUUUUCAGUGGUUUUGCUUUAGCUGAUAUGAGAAGAGAAGCUACUCUUUUUGACAGAUUUUGUGGUCCUACAUUGAUCUAAAGCUAUUCUCUCUGAACACAAUGAUGUUGCCUAGCUAUGAUCCAAAUGACAAUGAAGGUGGAAUCAAGCUUUUGGAGGACUUGACCAUGAAUGCAUGUCAGAUACAGAAUCAGGUUUUAGAGGAGAUACUAUCAGCAAACGCGGAUACGGAAUAUCUUAAAGGGUUUCUUGAAGGCAAAUUGGACAAAGAGAGUUUCAAGAACAAUGUCCCAAUUGUCAACUAUGAAGAAAUCAAGAGUUAUAUUGAGAGAAUUGCCAAUGGUGAGCCUUCAGAUAUCAUUUCAGCUGAACCCAUCACUGAACUCCUCACAAGCUCAGGAACUUCCGGUGGCCGGCCAAAGAUCAUGCCUUCAACUGCUAAAGACUUGGACAGGAAGACAUUCUUUUAUAACCUCCUUGUGCCUGUGAUGAACAAAUAUGUAGAUGAUUUGGACCAAGGAAAAGGAAUGUACCUUCUGUUUAUCAAACCCGAAAUCGAAACUCCUUCUAGUUUAAUGGCAAGACCAGUACUUACCAGCUACUACAAAAGCAUUAACUUCAGAAGCAGAACCUUCAACAGGUAUAAUGUCUACACUAGUCCUGAUGACACCAUAUUGUGUCCUGAUAGCAAACAGAGUAUGUACUGCCAAUUACUUUGCGGAUUAGUCCAACGCGACGAGGUUUUACGGGUUGGUGCAGUAUUUGCUUCUGCUUUUCUGAGGGCUAUCAAAUUCUUAGAAGAUCAUUGGAAAGAAUUAUGCACCAACAUAAGAACAGGUCAAGUUAGUGACUGGAUCACAAAUACUGAUUGCAGGAAUGCUGUAUCUUUGUUUCUGAGCAAACCCAACUCAGAACUGGCUGAUUUGAUUGAUUUUGAGUUCAGUGGGAUAUCUUGGGAAGGGAUAAUUAAGAGACUUUGGCCUAGAACAAAGUACAUUGAAGUCAUUGUUACAGGCUCUAUGGCUCAAUAUAUCCCAACACUUGAGUUCUAUAGUGGUGGGCUCCCUUUGGUAUCAACUAUGUAUGCUUCAUCUGAAUGUUACUUUGGCAUUAACUUCAAGCCACUAAGCAAGCCUUCUGAUGUCUCUUACACUCUAAUCCCAAAUAUGGCCUAUUUUGAGUUCUUGCCUGUGGAGAAAAACCAUGAAGAAACUAGUAUUUCUGAUAGCCUUUGUAAUGGUGUUUCUGAUCAUAAUUGCAUGCCAAAAGGGGAAGAUAAGGAAAAGAUAGAAACUGUUGAUCUGGUGGAUGUAAAGCUUGGUCAUUAUUAUGAACUUUUAGUCACAACUUAUACAGGUUUGUAUAGAUACAGAGUUGGGGACAUUCUAAUGGUCACUGGUUUCCACAACAAUGCUCCACAAUUCCGAUUCCUUUACCGGCAAAACGUGGUUUUAAGCAUUGAUACUGAUAAGACCAAUGAAGAAGACCUCUUGAAUGCAGUGACACAAGCAUCAGCUCACCUUGAGCCUCUUGGGUUUCUGCUAACUGAGUACACAAGCUAUGCUGAUACUUCUGAGAUUCCAGGACACUAUGUAUUGUUUUGGGAGCUUAAAAUGAGAGAAAAGAGUAAAAUGCCAGAGCUCGACCCGAUUCUAAUGGAGAAAUGCUGCUCCACUAUAGAGGAAUCAUUGGAUUCAGUGUACAGGAGAUGCAGAAGAAAGGACAAUUCAAUUGGAGCUCUCGAGAUAAGGGUGGUGAAACAUGGAACAUUUGAUGCACUCAUGGAUUUCUGUGUCUCUCAGGGUUCCUCUGUUAACCAGUACAAGACACCCAGGUGCAUUAAAUCUGAACAGGCCUUAAAGAUUCUGGAUUCAAGGGUGGUGGGGAGGUUUUUCAGCCAGAAUCUUCCCUUCUGGGAGCCUUUGAAUAUGGCUUGAUCUGUGUUAGAGUACUCAUGGCAACUAGAUUCAUGUCUUGACUGGAUAUAUUUCGAUGGGCAGAAGUUCUUUUCUGGGUCUUGUUCU